This is a messenger RNA of Cladophialophora bantiana CBS 173.52, 3441 nucleotides long. RefSeq lists its product as uncharacterized. Bases 1 to 3441 code for a protein of 1146 amino acids. The record is from RefSeq and is a predicted model, not a curated record. Lineage: Eukaryota; Fungi; Ascomycota; Eurotiomycetes; Chaetothyriales; Herpotrichiellaceae. The transcript is spliced from 3 exons. Gene Ontology annotation, molecular function: protein binding.
AUGGAUCUCAAGUCACCUUCUCACAACACCUCUCUCCUUGACGGUACACCAUCACCGGCACCGCCAUCUCAGUGGCCAGAAGAUCCCUAUAAUCCGCCUACAAUCGAUCAGUCGCAUGAUGUUGCCCUGGUGAUCAGAGUGCUCAAUCAAUCCUACAAUUGCCAUGGCGUCUAUCAUUCAAAGAUCUUGCUCUGGGGCUCCCCGGGCUCUGGCAAGCGCCGCAUUGCCACUGAAGCUGCCCUGCAGUUUUCCGCCCGGACGGGCUGCAAAAUCCUCUGGAUAGAUGGCCGAUCGUUUGAAUGUUUUAUCCGCGAUUAUCGAGCGGCGUACACCAUCAUCACCGGCGAGAAUCUCCCUCGGGGCCUCACAUUAACCCAUACACUCCUGAAGAUCAAGUCCACCCUGGAAGCUCGCCGGGAUGAGUCACUCAUCGUCGUCUUUGACUUGCAGUUCUAUCUCGAAGAGGACGUGGAGACCGCACUGAGUACACCCGAUCUCUUUCUCCCAGACCGGUGUCGUAUUCUCUUUACGUCUUCCUAUGUCAUCCCCUCGGAAUGCGUCGGCGGUAACCGAGAUUCCUCUGUAACAUGUGGACUCAAGCUUGCCAGACGAGCGAUAUGCCUGUAUGUCGGCGGACUCAACGAGGAACAAGGCAUGCAGUAUUUCAGGGCUUCGGUGCCGCAUAGUAACGAUGCAGUCGACUGUCUCCGCGCUUUUGGGCACAGAGACUCAUGGCAAACCACGCCACUUUGCCUUGCACUUUCUUGUGCUUGUAUGCGCUUGCUGCAGGUCUCCCCGAAACAUUUCCAUCAAUUAUGCGCACACAAAGCCCGGGAAGGCUGUAGUCCAUCAUGGCCUGGCUACAGUCCGAUCUUUUCGGACAUCAUGUCUAUCCUGUGGGACGCUCUCAAUGACUAUGAUGUUGCUGCAGGACGGCUGUUGGCCAUAUGCUCAAUCGUCGAUCGAGUCGCCAUUCCCGUUCCUCUGGUAGAAAAAUUCCCGAUAUUUCAGAAUAAUCGAGAGCGACUCGUUUCGGCAAUCGAUAUCCUUCGUCUGAGCGGGUUAGUUGAGAUACACCGUGGAGCCGGGCUUGAAACAAUCAACCUUCACCUGCAGGUGCAACGAUGGCUGCAACUCAAACGUCGAAGGAUUGAGGACAAACAAGAGCUUACGGAUCUUGUCCACACAUGGGUCUCCGUGCUCAGCGACUAUCUAUCCAAACCCAAAGACGAGCUUCGGAAGAAUGAUCCCAUCUUCGAUGCUGAGAAAUUCUGGCGGAUGCUCGCUCAUGUCACGUCGCUUUGCAGUCUCAAAUCACGGCAAUCUCGGGAGCUGUGCAGCAUGCAAUACAUGGCUUUCUUAAAGCAUGUCGCCAUUUUCCUUGUCGAUGACGGUUUCUUUGUAGGCAUGGCGUGGGCUGCUGUAACUCAUGCUUUAAGCAUGUGCACUUUUUUACAAUCUCGGCAAGUUCAUAACUUGGAAUUGGACCGUGAGUACGUCCACAUUCGACAAGUAAGGGCCAAUGCCUACAUGAAUAUGUCGGAGUAUGGUCAAGCCGAGAUUGAACUUCGGGAGGCCAAGCGAGUUCUUGGUCGUCGCCUAUCAGGCUGCGCGGACAGCACACAGACAUUGCGCGAGAUGCAGGACACGGAAGCAUACCUGAGUGUCGUCCAAGGGAAAUGGCCGGAGGCGGGCCGAAUGCUCACUGAAUUGCUAGCCUACCCCGAACCCAAUGCCGAACCGUCCAAGGUCGCACAACGACAUUAUUGGAUGGCGAAACAAAAAGCGGCUGUGGGUGCAGAUAUCAGCGCAUUGGAACAUUCGCACAUGACCAUGUCUUACUGGAGAGAUUUACCCUACGAAGAACAAUGGGGCUUCAAGGAUAGCAGGCGCCUGUACUGGGUGGAGAAACACAUGCUGAAUCUAAUGAACCUGAGGAAGUACAAGGGUGCUCUUCUCCUAGGCACACGACUGCUGCAGAGAGCGCAUGAGCUUACGCCUCUUCUUGGAGCCUCUGUGUGCCGCUUGACAUAUCGAGUUGUGUAUUGCCAAUGCAUGCUCGACAAGGUGGACGAUGCCGAAAGCGCUGUGUGUCGACUUCUUGAUCUGCCAUCACACGACAAAUACGGAGAUGACACUACCCGAGCCUAUUUGCUGUAUACGUUGUAUGAGCUUGCGGUAGUGCUGCAACGCAAUGGCAGAGCCGUGGAAGCUGAAGGCUUGUACAGAUUUAACAUACAAUCAGCCAAGCUCUACGACGUCAAGAAUCUGAGCGGCACUGAAAAGUAUGACAGCUGGCGUGACUACCUACAAUUGGUCAUGUGUCUCGUUGAGCAGGGAAAAGUGCUGGAAGCCAGAAAACUCAGGGAAGAAUAUGAGUAUGAGAACCCAGACAAAGAGUUUGCGGACUCGAUCAUCCAAAACAGCUGGUCGGCCUAUCGACAGUCGAAGGAAUUGUACGAGAGAGCAAUCGAGGCGGAGAAAAGUGGAACCGCUUUGGAGUUCAAAGCAUCUGUUGAUUUGGCUGGAACUCGGUCAGCAUUGAAGCGGGCGGUAAAAUGGUUCGGAAGCCCAAAGCAUCGGCUCGAAGAGGGACGGGACUUCGAGAGCGACAUCGAUUUGCACCACAUCGGCCGGGCAAGGAAUAGCCGUCUUCUCCAGCUUCUGCAUUUUCCCCUCGUCUACCUGGCCUUCGUCGAUAGACGCUCUGGUGCUCUAGGCUACGAUUGGCAGAACACCGAGUUUUUGUGGGCCAAUCUCCAACAAAGCGUUCUUGGGCAAUAUUGGAAAUGGUGUGAGUGUAGGAGGAAGAGACGACGCAGCCAAAGUGUCCAUGAAUCAGAUGAGCCUGUUGUCACGCCAAAAGGUGACAGCGACGACUCCGAACGGAGGCUGAAACAGAAACUCAUCACAGACUGGACGAUACGAAUGCCGGAUAUGAGCAAGGCUGUCCUGGAAAACUGCGCCCCCUCUUGUCCAUGCAUUGAAGCCAAUAAACGGGGUCUGCUGGAGACAUCUGCGCUAGAAUCGAAACUCUUCUUAUGGAAAGAGCCGACAGGAGAAAAUCGCAAAUCAAAAAGUCAAUACAGAUUCCGGAACCCUAAACCAAGCCGAUCUCCGAUCCCCAGAGAAGAAUUAUUUACUCUCCUCCAACCUAACACUUGGUUCUGGAUCCAGCCUGAAUUUGCGAAUGGAGAGAGCGAGGGGGAGAAUUAUAUCAUUCCACGAGCGACUGAGAUUCCCGGAAUAGCCAUCACACCCCCUGAUGGUCAAGUGGAUCUUCUGCCGCUCGCCACUGAUCCGCAAGAGAGAGUGACAAAGUAUUACAAGCGGGACUAUGCGGCAGACUUUGCUUGUCUCUUGGAGAAACAUGAGCGCGGGUGUUAUAGACCGACACGGUUAGAUGACAUCUUGGAGGACGACGAAGAGGAGGAAAAAUAG